AUGGCGACUAUUUUGGAAAAUAUUCUGUUGUCGACGACUUUCUACAAGCCGCAGUCUUGGGUCCCAGGCAAGUCGGAAGAAAUUAACCGGCAGAUCAACCUGUUCGCACGAAAUUCCAACGAAGCGGCCAUGGUGAUUGCGCACAUGAUCUGCGAUAGCGACGGAUUCACGCAUACUGUUGAUACGGAGAAAUCCAAUGCACCCUACCACGGCCGGGGCUACAUUAAGCUAGUUCGGGGAGAAAACUAUAAGCAGGCAUCCUAUGAUCUUUUUGGCGAUAAUCGGCUGAUCUCCAAUCCGGAUGCAAUUAACUAUAGUGUUGAACUGUGUACCCGUGUGUCACUUUGGGUUUGGGAUAAAAAAGUGCGUCCAGUAUUGGCUAGGUCCUCGUCAACGGGAAGCUUCUUGCUGACUACAAAAGCGAUUAAUCGUGAUGUGGGCAACUAUUCGGAUCAUGCUUCCAAGCGGUAUGCAGUCUACUGUCAGGCGGCUAGAAUGUUAGGUGUGAAAAAUUUAUUUAAGUACGAAUAA
Sabethes cyaneus is the source of this 531-nucleotide messenger RNA. RefSeq lists its product as uncharacterized. The coding region runs from base 1 to 531 and encodes 176 amino acids. The record is from RefSeq and is a predicted model, not a curated record. The transcript has a single exon. NCBI's taxonomy places the organism in Eukaryota, Metazoa, Arthropoda, Insecta, Diptera, Culicidae.